Messenger RNA from Humulus lupulus (European hop), 1338 nucleotides. RefSeq names its product L10-interacting MYB domain-containing protein-like. The transcript is spliced from 3 exons. The record is from RefSeq and is a predicted model, not a curated record. The coding region runs from base 266 to 1180 and encodes 304 amino acids. Lineage: Eukaryota; Viridiplantae; Streptophyta; Magnoliopsida; Rosales; Cannabaceae.
UUGUAAAUACAUCCAACCAAAGAUAUGUGGGCAUGGGUUUUCACGUAGGAUUGAGCCGGAAUAACUCUGUUUCUACCAUUUGUUCGAGUAACUACUCCGUUCACUGAGAUGGAUGGAGCCAACUAGAUUGAGCAAGACUGCGCUAACAUCAUUCUGUGGUUUCCUCCACCUGAAGCCCCAACUUUCUACCUUUUUUUGAGCUCCUUAGCAAUAUAAUCUCUGGGUUUUGAAUUUUUCAAGGCGUGAUCAAGUGAGUAGGGUUGAUAUGGCAUCUAAACUUGAAGAAUUUGAUGAUGUUGCCAUAUGGCCGCCUCAAGUUGAGACUUUUUUCAUCACCUUGUUGGUUAAGGAAUCCAAGAAAGGUUUACAUACUUCCACCCUAGAUAGAAAAACAUGGAAAGCCAUAGACACUGAUAUGUUCUCAAAAUUUGGAAGGAGAUAUGCCAUUCCGAAGUUGAAAUCAAAGUUUAAUCGAUUGAGAAAAAUGCAUCGUGAGUUCUCAAACAUCUUGUCCCAAACUGGCGCUCAUUAUGAUCCCGAAACUAAUGUUAUUCAUGUUGAUGAUGACGUUUGGGAAGCCUACUUGAAAAAACAUCCUGCUGCAAAGCGGUAUAGAAGGAAAGGAUGUGCUCAUUACGACAUGCUUGAUGAAAUCUUCAAGACUCUAACCUCUACAAACCGACCGCCACCCUAUGCAGCAACCCACUCUCAAUCAAACUCUGAGGAUGAGCAGCGUGUGGACGAACCUGAAACUGGAGCUGACGAUUUUGAGCCGAAUGCUAACAUUGCAGAUACCAAUGAGUCUGGGACUUCUGCUACUGCUGUGCGCCAUCAAGCUAUUCGUCCUCUUGAAAAUGUUUGGCCAACAAAACAACCAAGGAGCUCAGAGCAUUUAGGGGUUGAUAACACACAUGGGGCUUGGACCAACAAUGUGAGUUCUAAGAUCGAAGCAACUUUGGGGCAAAUUGACAGAUUUCAUAAGAAUAGUGAAAUAUUAUCAUCUGGUUUUGAUCCAUAUUCUGUAACUGAAUGCAUGGAUAAAUUGGAAUCCAUUCCGAAUGUGGCGAAUGCUUCUUACUUCAAGGCAAUGGAGAGAUUUUUGAUUCCUGAGUGGAGACAAAUGUUCAUCAAGAUGUCAGAGGGGAGACGGUGUAUGUGGUUGGAGAGUUUGAAAAAUUAAUUAGUACUCUUAUAUGGGAGACUGAUGAGACAUGAGUUCUAAUAUUUUGUAUAUACGUAUUUAGAACAAUUAUGUUGGUUAUAUAGAUGUGCCAAUGAAGUUGGAUCUGCCAUGUCAUUGAUCGAUUUGUAAAUAUUGGUUGGACAAUACUUCUAAGA